Solanum stenotomum is the source of this 467-nucleotide messenger RNA. RefSeq names its product nuatigenin 3-beta-glucosyltransferase-like. The transcript is spliced from 2 exons. NCBI's taxonomy places the organism in Eukaryota, Viridiplantae, Streptophyta, Magnoliopsida, Solanales, Solanaceae. The coding region runs from base 24 to 467 and encodes 147 amino acids. The record is from RefSeq and is a predicted model, not a curated record.
AGCUCAAUUAAUUGGCUAUAUUUAUGAAUUCAAAAUCAACUUCAUUUUCUAGUGUGGUAGCCAUGGAUAACGGGAGCAAGCAACUACAUGUCCUCUUCCUUCCUUACUUCGCCACUGGUCAUAUCAUUCCAUUAGUUAACGCUGCCAGGCUAUUCGCCUCCCGUGACGGUGUCAAAGUUACCAUCCUCACUACCCACCACAAUGCUUCCCUCUUCCGAUCUUCUAUUGACAAUUCCCUAAUCUCUAUCGCUACUCUUAAGUUCCCUUCCACUGAAGUUGGGUUGCCUGAAGGGAUCGAAAAUUUCAGCUCCGCCUCUUCAACUGAAAUCGCGGGCAAAGUAUUUGGCGGCAUUUAUCUUCUGCAGAAACCAAUGGAAGAUAAAAUUCGUGAAAUCCAUCCUGAUUGUAUCUUCUCUGAUAUGUAUUUCCCAUGGACUGUCGAUAUUUUCUAUUCUAGAGAGACGUAA